CCUGAUAUCGUCUAUCGGUCCGCACUGACAACAAGCAAUGCCGAAGGAGAAGGAAGAAAAGGAGAAGCGAAAGAUUGCAGAGCUACGUGGGCGUUUGGUAGACCUACUUAAACACGACUAUGACGACUAUGAUCUGCGUAAAUGGCUCAAAGCCCGUGGUUUUGACGUCAACAAAGCUGAACAGAUGUUUCGUACUAGUGAAGCCUACAAAAAGAAAAUGAAGGUGGAGACUUUAAUGGCUGAAUACGAGAUUCCAGAGGUAAUCAAGACUUACCUCACCGGCGGAUUCUGUGGUCAUGACAAAGAAGGUUCUUUGAUUCGAGUAGAGCUGUACGGGCACUUAGACAUGAAAGGACUUAUGGCAUCAACUCGAAAGUCUGACUUGGAAAAAGUUAAACUGAUGCAAUGUGAAAAGACGAUUGAAGACUGGGAAAUCAUGAGCAAAAGGUUAGAUCGGCGUGUGGACGGACUCACAGUGAUAAUGGAUAUGGAAGGCGUCACCACCAAAAUGAUGUGGAGACCAGCUCUUCAGAUGUAUCUCCAUCUGGUGAAAGUUUUAGAGGACAACUAUCCGGAAAUGCUGAAAAGACUGUUCGUGGUAAACGCUCCGUCCAUUUUCCCUGUAUUAUACAAGCUUGCUCGACCUUUAAUAAGCGAUGACAUGAGGAAUAAAAUACACGUGUUAGGAGGUCACUUCAAGUCUGACUUGAUAAAGUACAUCGAUGCGGAUCAGCUGCCAAUGUUUCUAGGCGGAACUCUUACAGACCCGGAUGGGGAUCCGAGGUGCAGAACAAUGAUAUGCCAAGGAGGUGAAGUCCCAGAGAAAUAUUACACGGAUGUCAAAUCUCUGUACGAGGCCAUGGAAUUGGUGACCAUUGCUGCUGGAAGUAGUCACACCAAGGACUUCCAAGUCGACACGCCAGGGAGCCAUUUGACAUGGGCAUUUCGGUCGGAGGAUUACGAUCUGGGUUUCGGCGUUCGAAUCACUACCAACUCCUCCGCAAAGCCGAAGUUUCUGGUUCCCAUUCAGAGGGUUAACAGUCACCUUGUGGUGGAGGAUGGCAGUAUUGUGUGCGAUGUACCAGGAACAUACACACUUGUCUUCGACAAUACCUUCAGUUGGACGCGUGCCAAGAAAGUGUACUUUGAAGGUGAUGUGGUGUCGGUGGACGAGGGAUACGUAAAGUCAGAAAUCCAUGACCUGGUAGAAGCAGGCGACUGGGAGACUUUGGAACAGAAGUUUGAAACCACCCACUUCUGAGAUGUUGACAUCUAGACAAUAGCCUUGCUCUGUGAAAAGGGGGUUAAUACAUGCGCGUAAAGUGUCGUCCCAGAUUAGCCUGUGCAAUCUCUUUUUUCAAUCAAUAAUAUUUAAAGCGCAAUGAUUCUGCUUUGAUAGCAUGCAAAUAGUUCAGUCAAUAUUGUGUGUUCAUGGACGUUCAUGUAAACUUAGGACAUCAGAAACGCUUUAGCUCGUUAUAUUUUUGUGUUGGUAUUCCGUUACAUUAAAAACCUGUCUUCUUUUGAACCACUUUGGAGCCCGCUGUGUGAUAACCAGUAUUUAUGUGUAUUUGUAUUGAUCUUCUUAAUACUCAUAGAGUGGCGAUAUACCCCAUCCUGAUCGAUAAGCGAACGCCAUAACCACUAUGCCGUGACUUGUAUAGGUUACCCAAACUAUGUUGCCAGUGGGAAUGCUAUGUUAUUGUCCCCUACCGGUUUCACCGGAGGGGACUUAUGGUUUGCGCUCUGUCCGUCCGUCAGUCCGUCCGUCCGUCAGUCAGUAACACUUUUCUGGACCCUGCGAUAACUUUAAAAGUUCUUAAUAUUUGUUCAUGAAACUUCAUACAUGGAUAGAUGGCAAUAUGGACAUUAUGCACAUCAUUUCAUUGUGUUCCUACGUCUAAAAUUCUGGUCGCUGUGGCAACAAAUAGACUAGAAAUACUGCUGAAAAUGGUGGUUUUCUGCAUCCUGCGAUAACUUUAAAAGUUCUUAAUAUUUUUUCAUGAAAAUUGAAACAUGGAUAGAUGGCAAUAUGGACAUUAUGCACGUCAUUUCAUUUUGUUCCUACGUCGAAAAUUCUAGUUGCUAUGGCAACAAAUAUAAAAAAUAUAUAUAUAAAUUCUGACAGUGGUGGAAUUUCUGACAAUGGUGGAAUUUCUGACAAAGGUGGAGCCGGAAGGGGACGUAUAUUGCUUGGCAAUAGUCUUUAUAUAUAUAUAUUUUUUAUUGUGUUCGUGUUACAUCCAGUGCGUAUACCUCAAUCUUCAGGAUACUAUUUAUUGUGUUUAUUCUUUCAAAAUUCGUACAGAAACACAACUUGGAGCGAGAACGCGUUUACAUUCCUUAAUUGAUGAACAGUACCAAGUCUGCAUGUGAUAGACGUUCUAAUAUAUUUAACAUGUAUGGAUUAUAUUAUUUAUCGUACAAGUUUUACAUGAUAUGUAUGCAUACGUUUAUAUAUUAAAUAUUUAUGUAUUUUUUACAUAAUGAAAUGAUAUUACAUAAUUAUGUUUAUGUGAAUUCUUUUUGAGUGACAGUAUGUAAAUGGCAUGUCCAUGUGGUGCAUAAAUUUAUUAAAUAUGUUUAACAUAUAAUGUUGUAAAAGUAACAUC
Dreissena polymorpha is the source of this 2612-nucleotide messenger RNA. RefSeq names its product retinal-binding protein-like. The record is from RefSeq and is a predicted model, not a curated record. The coding region runs from base 38 to 1261 and encodes 407 amino acids. The transcript is spliced from 13 exons. Lineage: Eukaryota; Metazoa; Mollusca; Bivalvia; Myida; Dreissenidae. Gene Ontology annotation, cellular component: cytoplasm.